AUGGCUACCUGCCAUUCCGUGACCACCAUAGAGGGCAAAGUCAUUGGAGACCCCUUGGGCCUCAAGGUCAACUACUUCACCCGACACAGUAUCAAAUAUUACUGGAAUGAAGGAUCCCAGAACUUUGAAUCAUUUAAGGGUUUGGAGGGCACCAAAUUGACGUGCUGAAUUCACACCCACCACAGCUGUGGACUAAAAACACUACAGGACUACAGAGCUUUGUUUUUUGGUGAGAAUGAGAUUGAUGUAAAAGUCCCGCCUUUACCAAAACUCUUUGUUAAAGAGGUGUUGAAUCCUUUUUACAUCUUAAAGCUCUUCGGUAUUAUUCUGUGGAGUUUUCAGGAGAUAUACCACUAUUCUUUGUCUGUUAUAAUGGCAAUUAUUUUAAUUGCCACCUCUUUGUACACCAUUCAAAAUAAAUUUGUGAUACUACAUGACAUGGUGGUAGCACACUGUAAGGUACGAGUAUCAGUGUGCAGAGAAAAUGAAGGUGUCGAGCAAGUCAUGUCGACUGAGCUUGUGCCUGGUGAUGUCAUCACUAUUCCAGCCAAUGGGAUGAUCAUGCCUUGUGAUGACGAGAGCUUGUUGACAGGGGAGAGUGUACCUGUUACUAAGAACAGUGUACCAAAUUCAGGCGAGGAUGCAGAGAGGAUCUACAGUACAGAAGAACACAAACACCACAACCUCUUCUGUGGCUCACAUGUGAUCCAAAGCCAUCACUAUGCCGGGGAGCUGGUGAAGGUGGUCGUGGUCAGAACAGGCUUUAGCACAGAAAAAGGCCAGCUUGUGCGCUCCAUCCUCUAGCCGAAAACCACCACCUUCACAUUGCACCGUGAUGCUGUCCAUUUCCUGAUGUGUAUGGUGGGGGUGGCAGUGAUUGGCUCUGUCUACACCAUCACUAUCAAUGUCCGAAAUGAGGUUCCUGUUCAGUUCGUCAUCUUUGACUCUCUGAACAUCGUCCUCGUUUCUGUGCCUGUGUUUUUACCUAUGACCUUGACUGUUGGUCUUGUGCACGCACAGCGGCGCAUGAAGCAAGUGGGCAUCUUUUGCAUCAGUCUGCAAAGGAUUAACAUCUGCGGUCAGCUGAACCUGGUCUGUUUUGACAAGAGUACUAAGAUCAGCUUUUCUGGUGAUGGGGUUCACAGUGAGGAGGAUCCAGACUAUCACUUCGCUGUGAGUGGCCAAGCCUUCGCUGUCAUCACUGAGCACUUUCCACAACUUGUCCAGAAGAAGCGUCUCCCAAAGACUAAAUACAAGCGUCUGGCUCUCAAACUGCAGGAUGAGGCUGACUGGCCUCCAGCACCCUCUACUGUCACCUUUGCCAGCACUGCUCAGUACCAAAUCUCUGUUGCCUUUUGA
Phyllopteryx taeniolatus (common seadragon) is the source of this 1359-nucleotide messenger RNA. Its product is annotated as polyamine-transporting ATPase 13A3. Gene Ontology annotation, biological process: polyamine transmembrane transport; intracellular calcium ion homeostasis. Gene Ontology annotation, cellular component: late endosome membrane. NCBI's taxonomy places the organism in Eukaryota, Metazoa, Chordata, Actinopteri, Syngnathiformes, Syngnathidae. The record is from RefSeq and is a predicted model, not a curated record. Gene Ontology annotation, molecular function: P-type transmembrane transporter activity; polyamine transmembrane transporter activity.